AUGGCUACUAAACACGAGGCAUUCAACGCAAAGGACACUUCUCCGACAAAGCCAGCUUCGCAAAGGAAUGAGCCCACAGGUGCUGCCACAGUCCCAGAACAGCCGCCGCCAAAGAGUAACUUUUUCAGCUACUUCGAAUUACUAUUCUACGCAAAUCCAACAUGGAUCGAUAUCUUCCUGUUAAUUUUCGGCACCCUUUGCGCCUGUGGCGCUGGCGUACCCUUUCCUUUGAUGGGUAUUCUAUUUGGUCAGGUUCUCGAUAACCUGAACCAGGCGACAUGCGAUUUGCAAACCUCGAAAAGCACGAGUGAGAUUCAGUCAGACGUCAACAGAAAAGUCUUGAUCUUGGUAUAUAUCUCCAUUGCAAACUUCAUCGUCAUAUACAUGUAUAUUGUGUCAUGGAGCAUCUUCAGUCGCCGCCUUGAAGCCCGCAUCAGAGACCGCUAUUUACAGACUUUGUUGCAUCAGGAUGCUGUCUUCUACGACAGACGCCAGGCAGGCGAGCUCACAUCCCGAAUGAAUAACGAUAUACAAGUUAUCCAGGCGGGAACAUCGGAAAAGGUCGGUAUUUGCAUAGCAUGCAGUUCGUUCUUCCUCUCAUCAUAUGCAGUUGCCUUCUCCAGGGACUACAAACUCGCGGCGAUGCUCUUCUUUUUGAUUCCUGCGUUUCUUUUGAUGGCUGCAGUUGCCAGCAUAUUCACCCGCAAGUACACAAGCCGUAUGUUAGGGGCAAUCGCCGCAGCAUCGUCCAUUGCACAGGAAGCACUGUCCAACAUUGCCGUCGUGCAGGCAUUCGGAGCGGGCCCUCGUCUCGAAGCCAAGUUUGCGUCCACGAUGAUGAACGCGCAAAAGGAGGGGAUAAAAAAAGCCUGUACCGUAGCCAUCCAGGCUGGAGCGCUUACUUUCAUCGCCUACGCUGCCAACGGAUUUGCCUUUUGGCAAGGUAGCAGGCGGAUAGCUGAUUCUGUCGAGGCAGGUGGGGAUGGCGUGUCUGUCGGACGAACAUAUACGGUCAUAUUUCUUAUUAUAGAUUCUUGCAUUAUUUUGGGAUCCGUUGCACCUCUCCUUCCCAUCAUUGGCGCCGCGUCUGCAUCCUUCCAAAAGUUAAAGGCUGAUAUAGAGUCGCCUUCUGCUAUCAACUCCCAAUCGGACUUGGGUGAGAGACUGCCACUCACGGUAUCCGGUUCUGUCGAAUUCCAUAAUGUUUGUUUUGCCUACGUUUCCCGGCCCGAUCGUCCCGUAUUGAAGCAAGUGUCAUUCAGUUGCCCUGCUGGAAAGCACACCGCUUUGGUUGGGUUGUCGGGGAGUGGCAAAUCCACCGUUGCUGGACUCAUAUCAAGGAUUUACGAUCCUACGGAAGGAAAUAUCACAUUGGACGGCCAGAAUCUGCGAACUAUAAAUGUAAGCAACCUUCGGAGUUUCAUAGGCCUUGUCCAGCAGGAGCCAUCGCUCCUAGACCGUUCUAUUCUAGAGAACAUUGCGCAUGGGGUUAUCAACUCCCCAUGGCCAAACCAUCAGCGGUUUCACUCUAUAAUCCUCGGCUCAGGACUUGCCGAGAUUUCUUCACGUCUUAGAGCAGGGGGCGACCUGACUCUUCUUGCGAACGAGCAUUGUCAAGACAUGGCAGAUCUGAUACAAAUGGUUCGCGAUGCUGCUUCUUUGGCUGACGCGGCAACCUUUAUCGGCAAGCUUGAAGACGGAUUUGGUACGAAAGUAGGCCCUGGAGGUAAACUUCUCAGCGGCGGUCAGAGGCAAAGGGUCGCUCUCGCACGAGCUCUUAUCCGAAAUCCCAAAGUCCUAGUCUUGGAUGAAGCUACCGCAUCUCUCGACUCCGCCAGCGAACUCCGCAUCCAGAUGGCCAUCGAAUCUAUUGCUAAAGGCCGUACUGUUAUUGCCAUCGCUCAUAGGCUUUCCACUAUCAAGAACGCUGACAAUAUCAUUGUUAUGAACAACGGUGAAAUUGUAGAGCAGGGUUCGCAUUGGGAACUCAUGGCUCUCAAUGGCUCGUACGCGGGAAUGGUCCGGCUCCAAAACAUUGAGCAUUCACAGAAUGAUGAUGUACCGUCCAUGGCAAGUACUGCAAGAGACGAUGCAAAGAGUUCCACUGAUGAGAAGGACUCUGUCGUUGAAAAGGUUGAGGGGACAGAAGUGGGGACAAGUCCGGAAGAGUGUCCGAAGCAAUCGAGCGCUUCCGCACAAGACGCGUCUGACCCCCAUGCAAAAAAAUCUGGCUGGCAAGUUGUCAGCAAUCUGAGUCUGAUGGCCCGACCAACCCUGUCAUGGCUAUUGUUGGCAGUUGCCACUGGCACCAUUGUAGGGGCUACUUUUACGGGUGCCGGGCUAAUUUUUGGCAACACUGUUGGGAGGCUUAGCCCGUGCAAUGCGCCUGCGGAUAUUCGCUGGGCUGGAAGUUUCUUUGGCGGCAUGUUCUUCAUGCUUGCCGUCGUCGAGCUGUUUGCUAACUCUGCUUGCUGGACCUCUUUCGGAUAUGUGUCUGAAAAACUCUUAUACAAGAUCCGCGUGCUUUGUUUUCGUUCUCUUUAUGAGCAAGAUAUGGACUUCCAUCAGGCUGGCGGUCGUAGCCCUGCUUCCCUGCUAUCUGUCAUUACAGCUGAUGCCGCAGCAGUUGGUGGGUUCAGCGGUUCGAUUAUCGGCAAUUGCUUCUCCAUCAUUGUCAAUUUCAUCGCCGCCAUUACAGUUUCGCAUAUAUUGUCAUGGAAAAUCGCGGUAGUGUGUCUGGUCACGGUGCCUAUUCUUCUGGGUUCCGGAAUUCUUCAGCUGCGCGCUCUUACUAGGUUUGAGCGCAAACAUGCAAAUUCUUUCGCCAACGCCAUUGGUAUCACUGUUGAAGCUGUCAACUCGUACAAGACCGUGGCCUCGCUAUCUCUGGAAAAGGAGGUUCUCUGCGCUUACCGGCGCGCUCUUAGAGCACCUCAAAAGGCCAUGGCGGCCGGGACCGCGUAUGCCAAUGUCUGGCUGGCCAUUUCCUACGGCACCGGCAACCUCGUCUAUGCGUUUGCGUAUUGGUGGGGCUCAAGUAGAAUCACCGAGGGAGAAGCUACUCCCACCGAGUUCUUCUCCAUUCUGGUGGCAAUGCUAGUUAGCGCCCAGCUUUGGGGCAACAUGUUUAGCCUUGCUCCAGAAGUCUCUCGAGCUCGCGAGGCAGGGUCACGAAUUCUGAGCCUGAUCGACCAGGGAUCCUGCAAGAACCUCGCGGUCGGGGAGUCAGAGCUUCUGAAGCAACCUGCCAGGGAGAGAGACGUCGAGGCCGUCGCUGACGGAGCUCAUCAUGCGGUAUCAACGAGCAAAGGUGCCACGGUGACUUUCAAAGAGGUGUCCUUCGCAUACCCAGCACGCCCUAACGUGCCCAUUGUACGAAAUAUGUCGUUUACCAUUCAAGCCGGUCAAUUCUGCGGUUUGGUCGGACCGUCAGGAGCCGGCAAGUCAACGGUCAUGUCUCUUGUGCAGAGGAUGUACAAGCCUACGGCUGGGUCCAUUGAGAUUGACGGCUUCAAUAUCUGUGCGAGAGAGGGUGCAGAGUUCCGGAACAGCAUUGCUGUGGUGCCCCAAGAUUGCGCCUUGUUCGACGGCACCAUCAGGUUCAACGUUGCUCUCGGUGCCACACCCAACCACGAAGCAAGCGACGAGGAAAUCGAAGAAGCCUGUCGUCUGGCAAACAUUCACGACACCAUCAUGUCUCUUCCUGACGCAUACGAUACUGAGUGCGGGCCCAACGGAUCACGUCUUUCGGGAGGCCAGCGUCAAAGAUUGGCCAUUGCUCGGGCCCUCGUUCGAAAGCCCAAACUUCUCCUUCUGGACGAGAGCACGAGCGCUCUUGACGCCGAGAGCGAAAAGGCCCUGCAAAUAGGCUUGGAGCGAGCAGGCCGGGGCAUUACAGUAAUUGCCAUUACACAUCGCCUGCAUACUGUACGACGAGCAGACGUAAUAUUUGUUAUAGAGGGCGGGGAAGUCAUAGAGAAGGGUCGGCAUGAAGAGCUGGUGGAAAGGAGUGAAACAUAUCGAACGAAUGCACUGCAGCAGAUGCUUGGGACAUGA
This is a messenger RNA of Ustilaginoidea virens, 4056 nucleotides long. RefSeq lists its product as uncharacterized. Gene Ontology annotation, biological process: transmembrane transport. Lineage: Eukaryota; Fungi; Ascomycota; Sordariomycetes; Hypocreales; Clavicipitaceae. Gene Ontology annotation, cellular component: membrane. The coding region runs from base 1 to 4056 and encodes 1351 amino acids. Gene Ontology annotation, molecular function: ATP binding; ABC-type oligopeptide transporter activity; ATP hydrolysis activity. The record is from RefSeq and is a predicted model, not a curated record. The transcript has 3 exons.